UCAGCGACGAGGAACUGUCUGGUUGCGAAGGUAGUGGCAGUGUUGGUGUUGUACUGGACGAAGCAAGUGUUUCCUUUGGGCUUGCCUGCUGCUACGUUUAGUGGCAUCGCACUGCCGAUUUACCUGUUAAGUUUGGCGCGUAACUAGCCGGCGUUUGAUUACCUUGCUCAAUAAUUCCGUUUCUGCAUGUUAAUACCGUAAACUAGCCCACGGGGUUGAACGUAGCCUUGACUGAGGAGCAUCUUUGACCAUAAGUGGAGCACGAAAUUACGAUGCCAUCCCCGAUGGAGGGAUCUUCCAGAGAAGGUGACCUCUUUACUGUGAAACAUGAGCUGAAAAACGCCAACCUGACGGGCCAUGUAGAGAGGGUGGGCAUUGAAAACUUUGAGCUUUUAAAGGUGCUGGGCACAGGAGCAUACGGCAAGGUGUUCCUGGUGAGGAAAGUGAGUGGCCAUGAUGCGGGGAAGCUGUAUGCCAUGAAGGUUUUGAAGAAGGCCACUAUUGUACAAAAGGCAAAGACAGCUGAGCACACACGGACGGAGCGGCAAGUGCUGGAGCACAUUCGCCAGUCUCCGUUCCUCGUCACACUUCACUACGCCUUUCAGACGGAUACCAAAUUGCACCUGAUACUCGAUUAUGUAAAUGGUGGGGAGCUAUUCACACAUUUGGUGCAAAGAGUGCGAUUUAAGGAGCAAGAAGUAGCCUUGUACAGCGGAGAGAUUGCAUUGGCAUUAGAGCAUCUACACAAGCUUGGGGUUGUCUAUCGGGACCUCAAACUAGAGAAUAUUCUCUUGGAUUCAUGUGGUCAUAUAGUUCUCACAGACUUUGGCCUCAGUAAAGAAUUUGAUCAGAUGGAAAGGGCAUUUUCUGUGUGUGGCACAAUUGAAUAUAUGGCUCCAGAAAUAGUGGAAGGUGGAGAGUCUGGACAUGACAAGGCAGUGGAUUGGUGGAGCCUCGGCGUGUUGAUGUACGAGCUUCUAACUGGUGGAUCACCAUUCACUGUCGACGGGGAUGAGAACUCACACACAGACAUAGCCAAGAGGAUUUUAAAAAAGGACCCUCCUUUCCCCAAAGAUAUGGGACCACUGGCCAAAGACGUGAUCCAGCGGCUCCUCAUCAAAGAUCCAAAGAAGAGAUUGGGCUCGGGUCCUAACGGAGCGGAGAAUGUAAAAAAGCACCCGUUUUACCAGAAAAUUAACUGGGAGGACCUGGCGGCUAAGAAGGUGCCCGCCCCGUUCAAGCCAGUGAUCCGGGACGAGCUGGAUGUCAGCAACUUUGCCGACGAGUUUACAGAGAUGGACCCCACCUACUCCCCUGCAGCUCUGCCUCAAAACUGCGACCGCAUCUUCCAGGGAUACUCUUUCAUGGCCCCCUCCAUCCUGUUCAAGAGGAAUGUGGUGAUGGACGACCAUGUCCAGCUGUGUGGGGGCUCUGAGAGGCCAGGCUCUGCUGCGGUGGCCCGCAGCGCCAUGAUGAAGGAUUCACCUUUCUAUAUGAGUUAUGAGAUGGACUUGAGGGACAGCGCUCUGGGAGAAGGCAGCUUCUCUAUCUGCAGACGCUGCACACACAAGAAGACUGGACAGAAAUACGCAGUCAAGAUUGUCAGCAAGAGGAUGGAGGCACAGACUCAGCGGGAAAUAGCAGCCCUGAAGCUCUGUGAUGGCCACCCUAACAUAGUCAAGCUUCAUGAAAUUUACCAUGACCAGCUCCACACGUACCUGGUCCUGGAGCUGCUCGGUGGAGGGGAGCUGCUGGAGAGGAUCCGCAGAAAGCAACAUUUCAGCGAAACUGAGGCCAGUCGCAUCAUGAGAAAACUGGUGUCGGCAGUCAGUCACAUGCACGACGUAGGAGUGGUGCACAGAGACCUUAAACCGGAGAACCUGCUCUUCACCGACGAGAGUGAGAACUCCGAGAUAAAAAUCAUAGACUUUGGCUUUGCUCGCCUCAAACCGCCAGACAAUCAGCUCCUGAAGACUCCCUGCUUCACGCUGCAGUACGCAGCGCCAGAGAUACUCAAAUACGACGGCUACGAUGAGUCCUGCGACCUGUGGAGUCUGGGGGUCAUUCUGUACACCAUGCUGUCUGGCCAGGUGCCUUUUCAGUGUCAGGAGAAGAGCCUGACUCACACCAGUGCUGAGGAGAUCAUGAAGAAAAUCAAACAGGGCGACUUCUCAUUUGAAAGCGAGGCCUGGAGAAAUGUGUCCCAGCAGGCCAAGGACCUUAUACAAGAGCUGCUGACGGUGGAUCCAAACAAGAGGAUUAAGAUGUGUGGCCUACGCUAUAAUGCCUGGCUGCAGGACGACAGCCAGCUGUCCUCCAACCCGCUCAUGACCCCGGACAUUCUCGGCUCCUCCACCGCCUCCGUCCACACUUACGUCAAAGCUACCUUUAAUGCAUUUAACAAAUGUAAGCGGGAAGGUUUCCGCCUGCAGACGGUCGACAAGGCUCCACUAGCCAAGAGGAGGAAGAUGAAAAAGACAAGUACCAGCACAGAGACCCGCAGCAGCUCCAGCGAGAGCACCCAUUCUUCCUCCUCCUCCUCCCAGUCUCAGGAGAAGUCUUGCGACACCAACCCGCAGCCCUCCAACAGCACGCCUGUCAACACACCCGUGCCGCUGGGAACAGACUCUGAGAACCAACCGGCACACCCAGCCUUUGACUUCUCAGAAGGACAGUGAGGCAGCGAGAGAAAGAAAAAUGGAGAUUCAGAUAGUUUCAUGAACAGCAGGAUGGCCCGGACCAGCGUAGAGACAGCUCUCCUCUUUCUCUCUGUCCCUGGCAGCUCUCUGCCUCUGGCUCAAUUGCAUGGACGUCCGCAAAGUCUCCAAAACCAAGCAUGCAGCAGGAGCAGCAACUGUCACCUCAAUAUCAAUCAAAUCAUCACUAGCAAUAGCCUAUCCUUUCUUUCUCUCUCACUUUCACAUACAGACUGUAUCAAUCAGGGACUGGACCAGGAAGAUGUUGUCACCGGUGUCCAAAAUGAAAAGGGCUGUCCCACUGCCCCAGGUCCAGACAGACAAUGGAGAGACAUCCUUAGUCUCAUCGUGAAUAUCACAGCUCAACCUGUCUUUGUCCAUGCCUCCAGAGGUUUUAAAGGGAAAGUCGUAGUGUUUACACCAUGGAUGCUUUGUAUUUUUAUGUCAAAGGGAGAGAGGAAAUGCAACGUGCAGCAGCGUUAACAUUAUGUGGGUCCACUUCUCUUUUCUGGGAAGUCUCUGCAAGGUGGAGCAGGGUAUUUAUAUAUGUGAAUUUUACAGACUGAAUUUAUUUAUGAUAAGCUAUAUUGUUAACUUAUUUAUGGUUCAGACUGAUCUGAAAAGAAAUAAUGGAUACAGUGAGUCUUUUUAAAAAAAAAAAAAGCAAGACAUUUUGUGUAUGUGUGUAUUUUUCCCUAUCAGCUCUAAAGACUGUUUCCAUGUAGUCUGGUGGUUGUUCUUACAUUUUUCAAGUAAAUUACAGACACACAGUUAUGUAGAUAAUGUAAGAUUAUUUUAGGCAAGAAGAGAUUAUCACCCUUACUGCUUAAUGGUGGCAAAGGGGUUCAGAAUUAUUUAUGGAUUAUUUUGGUUUGAACUGUGUCCCUCGGUCAAAAAAUGUCCUUGUUUAUAAGGAUUAAAGAAGCACCAUCAUUUUGUAGGAACAACCAAAUGUGGAUGUAGUAUGUUCAGCCAAAUCUGUUGAUUUAUUGUUGUACGGGGAGCACUGCUGCCUGUGGGGAUGUGACCCCACAAGAAGAGCUAUAUUUAGAUUUAUUUUUGCCUCUGAUGUGGGAGCAUGACUACUUCGAGGCUCAGCAUCACUGCUGUUCCACAUUCUCUUAUCCUUAAGUCAGUAUAUUUAGCAGCGGAUUUGCCUUGUGUGGUGUAGGACUUAAUUGUCUCAUUGUCGCUACAACCAAUUGGAUUGAGCAGAAUGGCCCAAAUGGAAAAUUCGCAUCAGCUUAGUGUCAAGGUGAACCUGUAAGGACGUUUGUGGUCGAGAGAUCCAAGACGUCAAUGGGCAGCUUCAUGUGGCUUCCUCUCCAGAUGAGAUUAGAUUAUUUUUAAAAUGGAAAGGUCUCUGUGCCAAAAAAUGCAUUAAAUCAGGUGAUGGGUGGUACAUUAAACUCUAUUUUAAUGCAAUAUAGUGCAAAAAUGUUUUUAAAAAUCGACCCUUUAUGAAAAACGUCAAGUUCCUCAAACAAACACUCUUUUCAACUUUUGACACCAUCCCUUGCUCUAUUUGCCAUGUUGUCCUGCAUGACUGAAGCGGUGAUCUUUGCACCGUGUGACAGCUCUCAUUCUGAGGCAGAUAUCUGGUUCGUAGUAAGUCUCCCAGUGCCUGAUGUAAACUGAAUACAUCAGCCUCUUCUUUUUAUUUGUUAUAAUGGGCUUGGCAGAUUCUUACUUGAUUUAAUGUGAGUCUGUUUACUUGCACAUUUUCAAAUAACCCCCGAUUUGAUUCGGGUCCUUGAAGUUAUGCUAUAUGAGGUGUGACUGAUGUAAUCACCCAAACCCCCUUUUUUACAAAAGCCUGAAUAUUGUAAUGUUCUAAUGUUACAAUGCUGGUGUUGGCCAGGAUAGUUAGGCAGGUAAACACCAUGCCCUGUGAAUUGUUUUUUGGUUUUUUUUGUUUUUUGUGCAAGUAUGUGUUAGUCUGUGUCCAUGGUAAUAGUUGAAACAUUGUGUCAAUGUGUACAGGACUAUUUGUGUUCAGUAUGUGAAGCUGACUAGAAAAACAGUUUCUCCAAAUUCUUCGUUGGACUACUGUGUGCAUUGAAAUACACUCCGUCAUCUUCUUCCAUUUGAAUGCACUCUGAAUCUGAACCAAAGCAUUAACUUCAAGGUAGCUGCUCUAAGCUGCAUGAGAUAUUUCCUUUCAUGCAAAUAUGCAAAGAAAUGCUUCAUAUAUCACGAUUUCUGUUUGUUUUAUGUCCAAAUGGUGAACUCUGUGUAGACGUGUCUGAUGAUUAUGUAACUGUGUACAGUGUGUUUCUUCAGAGACUCUUCAUAUGAUCUGUAAUAUCCAUAUCCAGCGCAUUAUCAUGCUUGAAACUAUGCAUCUCUUUUCGCUGUUGUGUUGCUUUUGCCAUUUUGAAAAAGACCUCCACUAAUGGGUCCAAACGUAAUGCUUAGAAGGGCGUAACGUCAUGUACAUAUACUGUAGUGUACUUUUAGUCUCAUGGCAUCGGCCACAAAUAACAAGAGUCUGAUCCAUUGGUGUAUGAAAAGCUGGAAUCCUUGGAGCUAAACACUACAAAGCUCUUGUCUAACUUAGUUCGCAUGAGUUCCCCGUUGCUGCCUCAUUAAGCCUCCUUUCUUUUGUUUGGGUGUAUUAAUAGCUCAAGUGGAGGAAGAGGAAAAGUGUCCUAUAUUGAGCUCCCCUCUGGGAGCCGGGCUCUAUUAGCUGAUGUACUGCAGUGCUGUUUGUUCCAAAGAAAAUACCGUACUCCACUCACUGCCUCUGUGGGACCCAGCUCAUUUGUUUGUAGGGAAAAUAACAGAGUAUCACAGGAAAGGGUUUCUUUAGAACCAACGUCUUUUGUGGCUGAUUUUCAAACUAGGUCUUGCCCCUUUGAUGAACAGUAUUCAGUGUGCUACUAUGAGGAAGAUGGAGGGAGGGAGACUGGUUUAUAUUUGGCGUCCUUUUGUCUGUUUUGUAGGUUGGAUUGAAAUUCGAAUGGAAGUUCCUUUUUUCUUCCUACUGCGCUUCCCCUCUUUGGCUUCCCAAAUGUUAAACUAAACCUUUUAACCUUUUAGCAACAUGAAUAAGAGGGCUCAUGAUUUGAACUGUAUAAACCGGUGUCUACUUGUGGUCUUCCUGUGUGCCUCUGUCCCGUACAGUGCGUGCUUUAGAGACCGAUGUGGGUGCCAAAGCUGAGAGUGAUUGUAUUAUCUCUGAUCUGUGUUCAGUUGUUGGACAGAUGCCGUGGCUGUCGUGGCUCUUUUUGGUCGGUAUGGAUUAUACGGAGCUGUCCACGGUGCUGAAGUGGCCAAACCCCUGGUGACGCUGCAAAAACAAGUGGCUUUGCACAAUGACCUGUAAUAAUGUGAUCCUCUAAAGCAGUGUUUACCAACCAGGACCACUUGUGCGGUUGCCAGGGGAGGGACAAUUUUAAGAAGUAGAAAUUGUGCUAAAGAGGAAAACAAGCCGACAAAUUGGUUUACAAAUGGGCACCAGGCCGGCUUGAACGGGGAAUGACAGAGGGAGCUGUGUGAAGUUUGGUAAGUUGCCUCGAGUGAUGUCAAUUGAGUCAGCGUUGGUUGUUCCAGAACUACCAGACUUCUGUAGCACACUCUGUAGUUGCUCAACGCUGCGAUAGGUGCAUCUCGAACUGUCGCUGUUUAAGUCGCUCUGUUGCGUAGGUCCUGAAAGAAAGUGCGAGUCAAAAUAAGAGUUUAUCUUUGCAGCAUCAGUUUUUCUAAACAGUCAGUCAUGACUCAGAUGAUGGUAUAGGAGUGUAAGUUAAAUCAGUGGAGUCCUCUUUACAAUUUUCACUGAACUGCAAGUUACAAUACGGUGACUGUGGAUGAAACAGCUUUGUGUUCAGUUUGAUAAAAAGGAAUAUUGUUAAAUUACGUGCAGAUUUAUAUACACUUUUGUAAGACUAUAAGCCUAAGAAAUAGGUUCCCAGUUUACAGUGUGGUGAGUGGAUUAUGUAAAAAUAAAAAUACAGUAUACAUAAUUUUUCCAUUCUGGGAGUAUCACAAACAGCUGUUUCAUUGAUCAUCAUGCUACGGCAGGGUCACAUUAAAUUAAACCCAGAUAAAACUCAGUGUAAGAAAAUGCUUGUAUGUGUUUUUGGAAUUUGUGUGUACUGCCCCUUUAAUGAUCCAAACCAGUACCGCUUCCAAAGAGGGACAUGAUCAGCUACAGAAUGGCACUGUUGUCUUUCUCAGAAACACUUAAGCAUGUCGACAGCUGGGACUUUGUGUUUUAUUGGAAUUUAUGAGGUUGACUGUUGUCAACAGGGAUUAAAGCCAAAUGAACAGGCUGUAGCAUUUUGUUUUUGUCGGGGGAAACGUCGAUGCUUUUCGCCCACACGAGUUGUCACAAGGGAUGUCAUGCAGUGCUCAUGCCAGCCUGCAACUUAAGGCAACAUCAUCAUCAUCAUCCUCAUCCGCAUUCUCACCAUCAUGCAUGUGCUACUGCUCGGUUCCUGUCAGUGUUUUCAAUGAUUCCUGUCACAUCCUGGUCAUGUUGUGACUAAGGCGUGUCAAAAAGUACUGUAGCAGUGAAUCCCUUUUGAGAUUGGUCAGUAUUAAAACUGUUUCAAAACACGCAAUCAAGCUUUAAGGGCAACACUUUGCACUUGUAUGUUAUUUUAGUCAUGCAAUUGAUCUUUUUUUGUUUUGUUUUGUAAAAGAAGAAAAACUGUCCCUUUUGUUUGACUUUGUGCAGGAUCAGAUGUUUCAGCUUGUCCACCCGUCGGUCUGUGUUGGUGGCUUUUGUCCAACAUUUCUAAGACGAUGCUAAAAUAUGAACCUCAACACCGGAUAGUACUUGUACUGCAAGGAAUACACCAUGUGCAUACCUGCUUUUUUUAGGGCACUGUGAACAUCAUUCAGGUCUUUAGGCACACCAUUCUGAGGAAAAAAAAAAACCUUGAUUUGCUUCAAUAAAUGCUUUACUUGCUGGCUGUAUACACCUGUACAUUUAAUAACCUGAUACCGGCCAUGAUGAGUCUUUUAACGACCCCUUGGCGUCAUUGUAUUUUCAAGUUGUAUCUACGUCAUUACUGAAGCUAUUUUGUGAUACCUGGAUUUGUGUGUAUAAGUUGUCAGAAGGACAAUAAAUGUACGAUUUCCUGUUCA
Molecule: messenger RNA, 7793 nt
Organism: Acanthopagrus latus (yellowfin seabream)
Lineage: Eukaryota; Metazoa; Chordata; Actinopteri; Spariformes; Sparidae
Gene: rps6ka5
Product: ribosomal protein S6 kinase, polypeptide 5
Exons: 17
Coding region: 273-2678 (801 amino acids)
Biological process (GO): regulation of DNA-templated transcription; intracellular signal transduction; protein phosphorylation
Molecular function (GO): magnesium ion binding; ATP binding; protein serine/threonine kinase activity
Source: RefSeq, a predicted model, not a curated record